This is a messenger RNA of Racocetra persica, 2960 nucleotides long. The record is from the annotation of a GenBank genome assembly. Lineage: Eukaryota; Fungi; Glomeromycota; Glomeromycetes; Diversisporales; Gigasporaceae.
CAAAAAUUGGGGAAUAUGGAUAUCCGGAUCCUAUCUCCACCGCUACUUCCAAAAAUGAAAAAAAGGAACUUCGUGUAACACGGACAGUUAAUGUCAAUGGUCUUCCACUUGCUUCGUGUUCAGCAUUGAUCGAAAAUUUGGAAUCAAUUGAGCAAUGGAUUCUGGAGGCGCACCGCAAGGUUGCAAAUGAAAAUGUCAAUCAUAAUAGUCAUUUAUCAAGUCCAAACCAUAGUUUGAAUAAUACAGCUUUGUUAAGUGCGAUCAGAAAUGAUGAUACGAGUACUUUUCAUAAUUUAAUAGAUGAAAUGGUAUCAGAUAUCAAAACAGAAAAUGAGGAUGAAGUUUCUGAAAACAGAAUGAUCAAUCAAGCCAAUCCUGUUGUUCAAAAGAUUUUAAUAUCUAUGCUUUAUAAAGCGUGUUAUUACAAAGCCAUGAAUUGUAUUAAGCUACUAAUUGUGUCAGGUGUAAAUAUUCUUGAGGAAAAAGACAUUAACAAACGUUCACUGAUACAUAAGUUAGUAAUUAAUGGUGGCAUUUUACCCACAACAUCGCCUGCUGCUUCCCCUACUUUAGACAAUUCAUUUUUAUCAGAUGACCCAAGAAUCAUUUCCUGUAUUCUUGAGCAUCUCCCUAACCACACUCAGGCUUUCUCUGUAGAUAUUUAUGGUAAAAAUCCUUUGCACUAUGCUGCAAUUAAGGGAUUUGAGCGAAUAACAAAAACCCUCUUAGAGUAUUUAAUGAGAGUUGAGCAAUUUACUUUAGAAAUGGGUUUUAAUGACAAAGUAUGGUAUGAUGAUGAUGGGUAUACGCCAUUAUUCUAUGCAACCUUAAAUAACAAUGUUGAUGUAAUUGAUUGCAUCAUAAGAAUUGGUCAAGUUACGGAUGUGGACAAUUCCACUAAUGUUAGGGACACUUCUUUAGUGCCAAGAUUAAUGAAUUCUUCAACAUCUACCGCUACACAAACUUUACUUGCGAUAUCAUGUAAAUUUGGUCAUUAUUCGGUGGCUAAAACAUUGUUAAAUUACCGUGCAAAUCCCAAUAUACAAGAUGAAGAUGGAGAAACACCUUUGCACCUGGCGUCCAGAGGUGGUUUUACCGAUUGUUGUUUAUUAUUGAUAAGAGAACAUAAUGCUAAUAUGGAGAUCAGGGAAAAAUAUAGUGGAUGGACACCUUUAUUUUUAGCAGUGAUUGAAGGCCAUAAGGAAACAGUUGAAGCAUUGAUACAAUCAGGAGCCAUCCAUAAUAUUGCAGAUUAUUCUGGUUGGACUCCACAUAUGCAUGCAUUGUUUCGUGGUCAUCUUACUAUGAAGAACAUUUUACGUCCUUCGGGUGAAAUCAAUAUUCCUUCUCUUUCGACCAAUAAUGAGACAAUGGUAUCACCUCAAGAUAAUGUAUCUCGACAAGAAGCCUCUGUCAAUGUGAUGAAUCAAAAUAGGUAUCUCGAAGAUAAUUCAUUAAUAUUUAUUACACUUGGAACAACAGAUAUUCGUAAAGAUAUUGUUCCUAUUAAAUUUAAUGAUACAAUAAGUUUUGCAUCACCGGUUUCUAUUGUUGUUUGGGCCAUAAAUGCUACUGGAGAGAAGAUUACCAUUGACCUUCCUAUAAAGGAUAAUAUCGCAAUUGACCCGAUAAUGUUUUAUGCGCGAGAGCAAGAUAUAAAUGAUGUUACAUUAAUAUUUGAUAUAAUGCCAAUCUAUGGCCCUAGGAGACAAUUGAUAGGUCGUGCAACUGCUGCAUUACCAUCGUUUAAAACGUAUUCUGGACCGAAUCAUACUUCUCUUAUUGGAUGUGUCACAGUUCCUAUAUUAGGGUCAUUAGGGUUAGGUGUUGAUGUUGUUAUUGGCAAAAUUCAAUUUGAAUAUUUAGUCGUUAAACCCUUCAGAUUCGAAAAUUUAGAGAAUAGAACCAGGUGCAUAUGGGAAAGAUCGUCAGGUACCAAAGUAAUUGGUCAUCGUGGAAUGGGUGAAAAUAUUAAUUUUAGAGAAAAUUCAAGGUUACAGAUGGGUGAGAAUACAUUACAAGCUUUUGUAACAGCUGCCACCCACGGGGCCGAAUAUGUUGAAUUUGAUUGUCAAGUUACAAAAGAUCUUGUACCAGUCAUUUAUCAUGAUUGGUAUGUCACAGAAACUGGAUUUGAUAUUCCGAUACACUCUGUAACUUUAAAGCAAUUCCUUCGACUAAAGGAAAAAGAAAAUGAGGACAAUUCAGUAGAAGAAGAUUUUAACGAAGCUUAUUCAAAUGAUGAUUCAAGUAGUACACUUAGUUCAAAUUCAUCUGGAAAGCUCAAACGAUCCAAUAGUAUGAGUUCAAUUAACAAGGCGAAAUAUAGAAAAAUCGAUGAAAACAAUGUUGGAAAGUUAAAAGGAAACGGUGCUGGUACAAUUCAAGCACCUUUCACUAUAUUAGAAGAGACAUUCAAAGGAGUUCCCGUUAAUAUUGGGUUUAACAUUGAGGUAAAAUACCCAAUGGUUGUUGAAGCAGAAGAGUUUAAACUUCAUCCAUUUUAUACAGAAUUAAAUAGCUUUUGUGAUGCAAUUCUUAAAUGUGUAUAUGAGCAUGCUCAAUCAGAACGUAAAAUAAUUUUUUCAUCAUUUCAUCCGGAAAUUUGUUUAAUGCUUGCAUUUAAACAACCAAGUUAUCCUGUAUUGUUCUUGUCCGAUUGUGGCAUUUACAAUAUGGCAGAUGCAAGAUGUAAUUCCUUACAAGCAGCGAUUAGGUUUGCUAAAUUUGCUGGUUUGUCAGGAAUUGUUGCUAAUUGUAACCCUAUUAUUGAGGCUCCAGGAUUGACUAAAAUAGUUAAAAAAUCUGGAUUAUUACUUUUUACUUAUGGUAGAUUAAAUAAUGAUGUUGCUAACGCGCAAUUACAAAAAAGAGCUGGCGUAGAUGCUGUGAUUGUGGAUUCUGUAAAACAAGUAAAACAAGGGCUUGAACAAAUUGAUAAUGAGGAUCAAGCUCAAUAA